UUAGUUGUAUUAUCUUACAGUUCUUGAAGGCGGGUAACCGUAUGGUUGUAUGGGCGGGUGUUGUUUCGUGGCAGGACUGAAGAUGGGCGGACUUUAAAAUCAGCCAGGAAAAGACAGGAAAGCCGAUACUUCCCCGCAUCACAACAAAAAGAAAACGAUGGCUGCCAUUCGUAAGAAACUCGUAAUAGUGGGUGAUGGAGCCUGUGGAAAGACCUGUUUGCUUAUUGUUUUUAGUAAAGAUCAGUUUCCUGAAGUCUACGUGCCCACAGUGUUUGAGAACUAUGUUGCAGACAUUGAGGUUGAUGGAAAACAGGUAGAGCUUGCCUUAUGGGAUACUGCUGGACAGGAGGACUAUGAUCGGUUAAGACCCCUCUCCUACCCUGACACAGAUGUCAUUCUUAUGUGCUUUUCUGUCGACAGUCCUGAUAGCUUGGAGAAUAUUCCAGAAAAGUGGACACCAGAGGUGAAGCAUUUCUGUCCAAAUGUUCCCAUCAUCCUUGUUGGCAACAAAAAGGAUCUCCGAAACGAUGAUCACACACGAAGGGAACUUGCCAAAAUGAAACAGGAGCCCGUGAAGCCAGAGGAAGGGCGCGACAUGGCUAACCGAAUCAACGCCUUUGGUUAUUUAGAAUGCUCAGCCAAGACAAAAGAUGGCGUGAGAGAGGUCUUUGAAAUGGCCACCAGGGCUGCGCUGCAAGCCAGGAAACGGGGCAAAAAGAGUGGCUGUCUGCUGUUAUAGAAACCUGUAGAAGAGUGGAUGUCAGUUAACAGCCCAGGAGACUUCAGAGCAGGGAGGGAGGGAUGGAUGGGACGAGCCUAGCAUUCAUGUCCUAGUACAGUCAUCGUAUCAGACUGAUACUGGGACAUCAUGUCAGACAAACCAUGAGAGACCAAUGGAAAGACUCCGGAAACACUUUGGGAACAAGAUGAUGUCAUUUCCUGUCAUCACAAUGUUUGGGGUUAAACGUUUUCUGGUCAACAUCAAGCAAAAAAAUUUGACAUCGGAUUUCUAAAUGGACUCUAUAACUAAGAUAUUUGAUGUUAUCCCCCCCCCCCCCCACUUCUUAGCCCCAAACAAAAUCAAAAUGGUUGUCUAAUAAGCGUCCUGUCUUCAGCGACUGUUUUGUACAUUGGACAGAUUGUAUGUAUGUUUGUAUAUGUAAGAAUAUGAAUGUGUGUCAAAUGAGUGCAUGUCCGUCUCCAGGUUGCCAUGUCUUCAUUGUAUAUUCAUGUAUCUGCCCGGCUUUAUUCUGUUUGAAUAUUCUGUGCUCAACUAAAGCACACACUGAAUGCUGAAGUGGGCUGUAUUGUGUUUAACCUCCCACUUCAGGCUUUUUCCUUUUUAUAGCUGAUGUCUCAAAGGAUUCUGGGCUGUACAUUAGGGAUCUGAACCAUUUAGUCAUACUGAUUUAUUUAAAGCUUACAGUUUUUUUUUAAUCAUUUGCAUUUAGAAAUAAAAUUUAAAGAAAAUCAGA
Messenger RNA from Megalobrama amblycephala (Wuchang bream), 1475 nucleotides. RefSeq names its product ras homolog gene family, member Ac (gene rhoac). Gene Ontology annotation, biological process: small GTPase-mediated signal transduction; cell migration; stress fiber assembly. Gene Ontology annotation, molecular function: GTP binding; GTPase activity. Bases 158 to 739 code for a protein of 193 amino acids. Lineage: Eukaryota; Metazoa; Chordata; Actinopteri; Cypriniformes; Xenocyprididae. The record is from RefSeq and is a predicted model, not a curated record. Gene Ontology annotation, cellular component: cleavage furrow; dendritic spine. The transcript is spliced from 5 exons.